Messenger RNA from Folsomia candida, 5581 nucleotides. RefSeq lists its product as uncharacterized. Bases 838 to 1647 code for a protein of 269 amino acids. The transcript has 3 exons. The record is from RefSeq and is a predicted model, not a curated record. Lineage: Eukaryota; Metazoa; Arthropoda; Collembola; Entomobryomorpha; Isotomidae.
GAGUGGCUGGAGAAAUGUUCCAGUUGCGCUGCGUACUUUCACUCGCUCCGAGUCGUUCUUUCUUCCACUAGUGGUGGUGGUGGUGGACUGGUAUACUUUCACAUUUCUGCUAUAGUAAGUAGUAGGUCCUCCACCAUCUUGUCAGGCCCAAAUUUGCUACACUGACAUAGAGCAGCAACACAUACGAGUUUUCUAAGCACCUGACUACUCGCCUAUGUGUUUGCUUUAGAUAUUACAUUCCUACGUGAUUCACAUUAUUUCGUGGGGUCUGGUUCGUUCCACGAAGGGUUGCUCAUUCUCUGCUCCUUUUACCGCAGUACAACUGCAACCUCAACUACUCGUACAUACAUACGGCGACUAUCUACACACAUUCUCUCUUCCCCUCGCACACACAUACACAACUUUCUCCUGCUCAUAUAAAAUCCAAUCUUGCAACGACCCACCAAACUAUCAAAUUCGCCAUGACUGCUGCUGCUGCUUCCUCCUCUCCUCGCCGUUGAUCUGACCCACGGAACUGUGUCACACACGAGUAGACGGGCAGCGAGUGGUGGCGAAGAGGAGAUUAUACUUGGCAAACAAGGAUAAGUCCAAUUGUAGCCCGGUCGUAUAAGCGCAACCCUUUUCAGAAGAAGCGAUUAGGGAGGUUGUUGGGUGAACGCAGUGUAUUCAUGUAGUCGAAGAAUAGAGUGUCGCAAGUGGUGGUGGGAGGAUACCUACACACGGACUCCCUCGCUUAUCAAGUAUAUACUGGUUAUUUAAGUUAUUCUUGUGUAGUCGCCAAGUAGUGAAACGACAAAAUUGUUAAUUUCCGAGUGGAAAAUAACAUAACGACAUAAAAUGCACGGAAUCGGGGCGCAUUCGGCGGUGGCGAUUAAGCGCCAGAGGCGCCGAAGGGAACAGGCGGCUAAAAAGAGGGGUCGGCGACCACCGAUUACCGACGCACAGCGACAACAGCAAGAUAUGUCGAACAAGGUCAUGGGCACAAUAACAAUGUCACACGUCGGCGUAAUCUUCUUAACCGUCGGACUGUUCUUAAUGCUCGCAGCCAUCAUUACUAAUGAAACCAAUCAAGCCGAAAUUGCAGAACUAAUCGGAACUGGUAUUAUUUGCCUCGUCAUCGGUCUCUUCCUUGUCAUCCUCAAUCGGUUCUACGGUCAGAAGGAGGAAGAAGAACUACAAAAUUAUGUGGAGACGCGUCUCGGGCGAUCCAGGUCUGGUCAAAGGUUAUACCACGAGACUGACUCUUACCCAGAAAACCUGGAUGACAACACUCUCAGCAAAACACCCUCCAUGGACUCUGGGAUGAGCAACGAUGCUCCGAAAUCAAAGAAGGACAAGAAGCAGAAAAAGAACAAGGACAACAUGUCCGGCCCAAGUCAAAGUUCUGGGCAUGGGAGUCACCAUCACCAACCACCGCAAACAACCACAGUAAACAUCAUUAACGAACAUAAUCACUCCUACCAGCACAACAAGAGUCCAAAUCCUGGAGGGAGAGGGGGUGAAAUCUCCGCCGGCGGCGUCACUCUCGACAGACUUGACGAAGAGACGGAAAAUCUCCGCAGGCAAAAUUCUCACGGUGGCGACGAUCCAGCCGGAUUGGGUCGAAGUGGUAACUUGUACCGCGUCUACAAUGCGACAACCGCGUAGACCCUGAAGAUGAAGAUACGUGUGUAUAUUUGAAAUAUUAAGGGUUUUGUAAAUGUCGUACAUGACCAACCAGUGAUUAAAUGUGCCCCAAAAACGACCCUUGAUGAUGUUCAACUGUGCGCCCAAACUUUUCUCUCCUUUUUUCAAGCCAUAUUCUCUCCACGUAUGGUAUCAAAGUGUUAAAAUCUUGUACUCGUACUAAAAUCUUUAUCUCCCAUACGAAACCGACCUGGGCUGCUCUUUUGUGGUUGUUCGACCAUACUCACUUCCUCCAUCCAGAACUUAAAUGGUUUUCUAACCACGAAAAAAGAACCGGAAGAGGAGUGUCCCGUCUAAAAUACGACUUUUUGCAUAUUGCUACCAUGCAACUGGGUCAAUCUGAUAUAUCACACGUCAACUACAUACUGCCCCAACUUUUCAUCAUCAUUCAUGGAUGUGCUCAUUGCGUGAUUUCUCUUCAUGAUAUCCUCAGAUUAAAUGGAUAUGACAGAACACGACAGCACCAAGCAGCAGCCGUGUACAUAUAAUAACGCCAUACUUUCACCAAUUUCUACCCACUGUUGCUGCUCUACUUGAAGAAAUGAAAUGAAAUGACAAUGUGAGUGGUGGUCGUGUCGUCGUGUCACGUCGAGCUCGGAGGAGGAGGAAAUUGUGUUACUUUUAUAUUAUAGUCUUUUUUCGCAAAUUGUUCACAGUUAGGUUACCUACUCUUGUCGUGCAAAGUACGAAUGUGGAUAAAAUUAUAUGUAUUGUACGUGAGUAGGUGUGACCCCAUGCAUUGCCCCCUCCUCACACAUAUUUAGACCCAUUUUAUACGUACAUACUUUCACCCCAUAAUUCAACGCUGUGAGGAAGCAUAUAAUCAUCACAAGGUCCUUUCAAUUUAACUCAAGUACUGUUUUAUAAGCGUGGAAAAUUGGUGGUGCUUGUGCAGUGAAAGUAAAUAUGCACUUUCACCCGAUCGAAAAUUUGACAUUUAUGUGUAAUCAUGUAGAAUACCAUCUACGAUCUACUCCACCUCUCUCAAACCCUUUGUUUCCCUUGUACAACAAUAUCCUUUAAAAGACACCUGUGAAUUUAGGCCUAUAUUCUAUCACGUAACCAUAAAUAACAACUACUACAACAUACUAUACCUCCAUUUCGGUAUGUACUGUAAUUUAAAUUUAACGCAAAUCGUUCCGGGACCACGUAAUCCAAUCAACUAUUAGUUAUUUCCCUCAGAAGAUAAACCUACUUCAAGUUCACGGCAUAAUUAAAGUCUAAUUAACCAUUAACCGACGACAUUCAGCUGUGCCAGAUUUAUUUAAGCGUAAUACGAGUGUAACACGCGAGGCUUAUAUUAUUAUAAUGUAUAAAUCCUAAUUAGCAUUUCCUUAUGGUUCAAAUUCAUGUCGGAGUGGCUGGUUUAUAAUUUGCAAGGGGUUUAAUCAUUGUUAUUUGCGAGGCUUUCGUAACAACGGCAAUAUUUUUUGUACACGCCGCACGACUAGAUACGAGUGAAAGCAGGAAAGAGAAAGUUUGUCCGACACCGAUUUAUACGUAUUAGGCAAAAAAGCGUUCAGGCAAUCUCUGCUUUCUCGUUUAUAUUGAUUAUCGCUUUAUUAUACACCUACAUACAUACCACCGCAAAACACUGUUAAAGAUAUACAGGAACUUUAUUUUUUGCGGUUUUUUUUUGCACUUCUCUUCUCUGGGAGUCAAUGUGUUUUGCAAAUUUUAUGAGUUGUUCUUUCCGUCUCUUUGCCUUUCUCCUCUCCUGCCAUGACCAUAUGUACGUAUGAAUAAUAUGUUUUUUAUACGCUCGUGUGCUUUUUAUUCUGAUUAUCUCUAGCCACCCAGGUUCAUAAAGCGCAUCAAUUAUUCAGCUGUCUUUCAGAAAUCGCUCUGAAGCAAGUUCAGAGUUCUUGCUACCAUAAGUAUAUCUGCAUGUGUACGUUGUACUUGUACGUACUACUUAUUCGAGAAGUACAUAAAAACAGAGCAAACAACUUUCUCUUGUAAUGUUCAUCGAUUUGUCGAGUUGAGCAAACUUUAAUUUUUUCAUCCGUGUAUAUUUAAUAACGAGUUUACAGUCCUCUAAUGAUAGAAAAAUACAUAUGUAUGUACGUAUUUCAUUUUUCCACCCUUCCAAUAUUUUCACAUGGAAAAAAGUGUAUCAUCAAAAUUGAGACGGCUAAAAAUCUCUCGUUAUAUAAGUAAUGUCAACCUUUAUUGUAUGUACCGUUUUUUAUUUGCAUUUAUGAUUCGUUAUAUAAGUGAGACAUGUAAGUUUAUGGUGUAAUGAUAACCACCCAACUUGAUGUACACGUAUAACAACGUGUACACACAUAUUGUGAUCCAAUCCAAAAAACCUGCAACAUUAACCAAAAACGACUUAUCCUUCUUGGCACGAAAAUGCACUCCACUUCUGAUCCAUGUUCUUCCUACUUUGCCUAAGGUGAAAUUAAUUAAUUAAUUUAUCGCACUGAAUGUAACGAUACACAUGAAAAUAGCGGAAUGACGCCAAUUAACACAUUCGACGGUUUCAUGUCUGCAGAUUGGCGUUCAUUGUGUGUUGUUCGUAUUACUGCACACACCAAAUACAUGCAUUGUACUUAAGUAGAUGGGUAGGUAUCUAAAAAAUAUAUGUGAAUGCCAAAUUCUUCAAGCACCACGGAUUAGGUAUAUGCAUCCAUAAGUAUAAGAUCACCUCAGUCACUAACUAACUAAUUUAAGCCAAGCCUUGAGCCUAGACAUCCACGUUCUUAACAAAGAAAAGAAAUGCUAAUCCUCAUUUUCCUUCGUCCAAGCAUUUAACUGAAAGAGAUUUAUUUUCAGCACGGCACACACUCCAUUGUGUACGUUUUUACUAAGCUACUUAAAUGUCGAUCACAUUUUGCUAACGUAUUUAUUACUACGAUACAAAACUAUAUACCGCUGUGACAUAUGUUAAGCUGACUACAGCACCAAAAUGACAGAAUUGUGGGAAUAGGUAUAAAUGUCUGAAUAAUGUAUAAAAAAGCAGUGAAAGUAACAUAAUUAUUAUUCUGCCGGCUGUGAUUAACUAUGAAUUUUGCCAGUUUCCUCUCUUGCUUCAUGGGCUUAAUCACUUUCAUUUCAUAUGCACAUGAUACGUAACUAUUUAACGUAAAAUUUACUGUUGUGAAAGAGAUAAUCAAAAACCUGCUUUAAUGUGAGAUUAGUAUUAACUGAUUUCUAUGCCAGGAAAAAAUAAUUAAUUAAUUUUUAAGUAACCAGACAAGUUGAAACUUUUGCUCCUCUCCGCCUUAAUACCUCUUAUUAAUCAAUUACAUAACUACUUAAUUAAACCAGUGUGAAAAUUAUGUCAACGUUUACGUUUACUCAAGAAUGAUUUUUUGGUACGAUAAAAAAUCAUGUAUGUAUGAUUUUUGUGUUAAAUUAAGAACUUUGCGCGUAUGUAUGAAAGAACGUUACUAAUCGCGAGAUUAAACAAAUUAUUCUAUUGUAAUUUCGCUGUUGUUUCGCUACUUUGCUUAAGAAAUUACGUAUUCCUGGCGAAUGAUUAAACCUACUGGAACGCAUUUGUGAUCACAUUAUCACUCUUUAGAUGUAAAGUAAAAGUAAUAUCUCUCAUGAUCAAUUAUAUUAUUUAAUUAUAAAUAUUUACUAAUUAUUGCAACUAUUCACUAAACUCAACAAAUCUACAUAUACAUAAAUUAUGUAUAAAUUAUGUAUAUAACUUUCACCGUGCACGUUACUAACAAUUAUUUACUAGCAUUGAGUAAGUUGUCCAAUAAAUUAUGUAUAGCUCACAAAAUACAUGAAACACAUAUAUACAAAAAUCAAUUAUGCAAAACACUAUUAUAACGUGUAAGGUUACUAUAAUCAAACUGCUUAUCUAUCUAUCUAUGAUGAAUCAAUUAGGCUUAAUCAUUAUGCCCCAUAUGCGUAUAUGUAUCUACAUAAAUAUAAA